AUGGCUACAUCGGUAACACAUGACACGUCUACGGCACAUACGUCCAACGCCGAAGGUUUCACGUCCUUUGGAUUCCUCGACGACGCUCAGGAUGCACACGAAUCGUCCUUCGCACUCGGUAGCCUCUUUCACCGCGUCAAGUCAGCCUUCGCAGCCGGUCCCGCUGUCGAGGCAGACCCUACGCAUAGUACCUACGCCGAAAAUGUCGAUUCAGCUUCUCGUCAAAGCUCCGCCACCUAUUCCGCUAAAUCGACCGGCCGCCCACCAUCUCAAUCCUCCAUCAUUGGCUUUUCCCAACCCACUACAUCCCUGUCCCACCUUGCACCCCAAUACACAAGCGUUGCAGCACAUCGCCUAGCUUCAAUGCCGCAGUACAGAAAAGCAGCCAUCGCGCGUCCAUCAAAAGGGCUCAGCAACAUCGAAGAGUAUCCCGAGAGCAACCAAGCCGCUCAGCGCACCAAAUCUCCUCCAAAUCACCCCCAAGGCGCAGAAGCUGGUCCCUCGAGACCUCGCAACGAUCUGAUGAGUCCGAACCGCGCUCUUCAAGCUGCAGGUGCUCCGUCAACACAGACUUCUCGCUACACCGGCCUCCAUCCGUCUCACAGCUCCUCCUCGAUCACCACCUCGCGCUCUGCGUCAGGCAUCACAAGCAAUGCAAGUUCAUCCACCUCUCGUGGAUUGCCCCUCAUGCUUCGCAGCGUUGCUCCUGCACCCGCCAUCACCUUCACGUCCCCAGCCACAGCUAUCAAUGCUCGGUCUCAUAUCUUCAACGUUGCCGGCAGCUACACGGACGACCGUGAUUCUGUCAUCGCUGACGACGGCGAUAUGGACCCCGACUCGUCGCGCGACACACUAUACCUCUUACGCGGCGGCAUCGAUGGUGCAAUCGACCGUUCCCAUCUGGCAAAACACGGCUGGUCGGCUAUUCCGGGUUUCCCCCUCUCCAAAGAUAUCCUCGCCGACGACACCAAAUCGGUCCGCAGCACCUCCACACGCCUCUUCAGAACCGACACCAUCGAAGAUCACCUCCCCAAUCGCUCCGCGGCACAGAUCGGCCUUAAGACUAGUGCAGAUGCCAUCGAUCGGCGCAUGAGAGGCGAGGGUCUGAGCCGCAAAUUCUGGAUGGCCGACGAAAACGCAAAGGAAUGCCGCGAGUGUCUCUCCGUCUUCACCCCGUUUCGCCGCAAGCAUCACUGCCGCAUCUGUGGCCAGAUUUUCUGCGGAAGAUGUGCCGCGCACAUCAUCAAGGGAAGACGUUUCGACUUUGAGGGCAUGAUCCGCGUCUGCAACUUCUGCAAACGCAUGCUCGAAGAGUACGAUCGACAUGAGCGCGAGACCCGCCAUGAGCAGAAGCUCAACCCGGUCUCUCAGCGCGCGAGCAAGAAUCCGAAUCGCGUCCAGCCAGACAAGGACAUGAUUUCGGCUCCUCUCGAGGCGCAGAUAAAGAGUCCUCAAUCUCAAUUUGCGGCCAAUCACCUCUUCGCCAGCGCUUCUGCGGGUCCCUCAGCGUUCAGCGCGGGCACGCAUUCAAGUCUCUCUGGGCCUUUUGGCUUGACACAUACAGACUCGGUAGCCGCAGCCGGUAUGCGUAGCAAGACAAAUCAAGCCAAUGAUGCCGAAACGUCAGAGCGUUCACGCAAGAAGAAAGCAGAUGCUGUUCCCGUCGCGCCCUUUCGCAAAGGCGCCGACGACGAGGAAUUGGCUCCCGUUCGUCCCGAUCCCGAAGAUGACGAAGCGGCCGUCUCCCAGCUUGAUCCGGCUCUUGCGAAUGCGCCUACCACUCCAGCGCCCCAUCGACAGCCAUCCAGUGUCCAUGGUCUAGAGGAAAUCGUGUCGCCGUCCUCAAACUCACCAGACGCUGACAGAAGAGGAGCUUCUGCAGCCACCAAGAACAAACGCAACCCCAUGUCAGUUGCCUUCCCUUCCACGGAUGUCACUGACCACGAAAUGCCUUCUGCAAUCCAGUCGACUUCCGACUACCCGCGUCUUCGUUUGGUCAGCGAGACAACACGUCCUGUCGCACGUUCGCGCAUGCGCUCGCUCCGUACCAUCGCAUCGCUCGAUCCUUCGAAGGCUACCGCUCUGAUCCGCUCCCAUUUCCACGACAAUGGUCGUACCGAGUCGCCCGUUCCGCCUGUGUUGCAGAUACACCCAGACGAGCAUGAUGACGCCCUCAACGUCCGCAACGAGACGCCCGAUAUAUACCGCGAGCUCCGUAUUUGCGCUGAUGGUAUCACGCCAGCACUCUUGGAGGCUUCCAUCACCCAUCGCGCUCUCGAUCAUCUGCGAAAGAUGAUGGAGCAGACUUUGUCGCAGUCUGGCAUUCACAACGUGCGCAAGUGGUCCGAUGUUCUUCUGCCCUUCGUUCUGACCACCAUCUCCCGUGUCAAGCCCGAUGCCCGCGAAGAUCAGAGCCGCGACAUCCGCGAGUUUGUCAAGAUCAAGCGCAUCCCGGGCGGUAAGCCAGACGACUCCGAGUACGUUGACGGCUACGUCUGCACCAAGCACGUGGCAACCAAGCGCAUGGCUGCCUCGAUUCCCCUCACCAGCGCUCGAAUCAUUGUCAUCCGUUUCCCGCUCGACUACCAUCGUGGACCUAAUCAGUUCAUGUCGCUCGAGCCACUCAUAGCACAGGAGCACGAAUUCAUCCGCAUUCUUGUGGCCCGCAUCAUUGCGCUACGACCGCAGAUUGUUGUCGUCGAAAAGGGGGUCUCGCGUACAGCUCUAGAGCUGCUCGAAAAGGAAGGCAUUGUUGUCGUGUGGAGCGUCAAGGCCGAUGCCAUUCGCGCCAUCAGCCGAUGCACGCAGGCCGACAUCAUUACCUCGAUCGACCGUCUGGCUCUCGAUCCACGCGUUGGCCGGUGUCGCUACUUCAACGUCGAAACUUUCCAGCACGCUUCUAGGCCGGAAUGGAGAAAGAGCUUCAUGCGAUUCGAAGGUACACCCAAGCAGCUCGGCUGUACGAUCGUAUUGCGGGGAGCCGAUGGUGUAAAGCUCAGCCAUGUCAAGAAGAUUUUGACCUUGAUGAUCUUCGUCGCGUACAACCUGCGUCUUGAGGGUCACGUCAUGGCGGACGAGGGUGCUGCUAUGGAGACGAUCUACUCGGAUAGCAGCCCACUGAAUGGCUCGCUCCCGUGUGGUACUGUCGAGGCAGGGACUUCCAACAGCGCCGCGGACGAGCUCAAAUGCCUGCAGCACGGAAGCGAGCUUGAACUCGGCAAUGAGCCAUCGAGUCAGCUUGGGCGUAUCAGUGACAACAAGACGUUUGUGCUGCAGUCGCGUACCCGAAUUCUUCGAGCUCUUAGCAUCUACGAGACGACGCUCAUCACCUCGUCCGUCUGCAUACAUAUCCCGGCCCCGUUUAUCAUCUUGCAGCUCAAGCGUGUCAACGACCGACUCAUGGAGUUGCUCGGCCAUCAAGAAGCCGAAGAGCUGCAGAGGAUCCUCAAGGACGAGGGUAAGCUUCAAGACAGAGCUGCCUCACCGCCAGCUUCCAUGACAGAAUUGCUGGAUGACGCUGAUGAGAAUGACAAGGAUGACAUGCCUACGCCCACAGUGAAGCCUCGCACAACGUCAUUGAACGAAGACGCAACUGCAAUUGUCACGACUCCGCUCGAGUCGCCUUCCACUGGUGACAUUACACCCGUCUACGAGACGCCAAGCACGCGCACUCACGAAACUAUCGUCGAAGAAGGCGAGGAGAGCAGCUCAGAUGCAGCGCCUUCAUCGCCUCGUCCGGAAACGCCGCAGCCGAAUAUCAGAUCGGUUGCUACAGAGCAGCCAGCCUCUCAGGCCACCGAAGUAGGAAAGGUUGAACCAGUGUCUUCGACUUUCUCGCGCCGAGAUGGCAGCGAUGCCACCGUGAUGAUUGAGACCGCGAGUCCCUUUGUCAGCGGGCCAAACACCACCACGCCUACACCGCGACCAUCAUCGCCCGCUCUCACUCGAGUGAAGGAGCCAGGUAGCGCAUUGGCAAUGGCUUCUGAACUUCGGAACUGUGCUGCUUCUCCCGAUGCCACGAUGAGCAGGUCUGUCUCAGCUCCUGUCUCGGAAGUGCCAACACGGACCACAUCGCCCGGCCCCGGCUCUAUCCUUACCCAUUUGAGCCAAGGCUCGACAUCGACAAUCGCUCCGAGCUCCGCAUCCUUGCUCAACACGGUCAAACACGAGGCGCAGCCCGUCUUUGAUCUUUUUUCGCUCCUCAAAGCGCCGUCUCAGAUUGCCAAGGAGUCUGAGUUCGCCAUCACCGUCACGAGGCAUCGGGCCUCUCUCAUGGAAUGGGGCGCAUACCUCGACGUCCAGCCCGAUACAGUCUCGCCUUUCAAUCACAAGCGCAUCCAGAUCAUCGUAACGCGCCACUGCACCCUAACGCCGCGUCCGUGCGAAGGACCUAGCUUGGCGUCGAUCGAGUUCUAUGGAGAGCACGAUGAAACAUUGGGCGAGCAUAUCGAGCGUCUCGCAGCUAGCAGCGCCAGCGCCAAAGGAUGCGCCACCAAAGGUUGUGGCAAGAACAAUGUUCUUCACUACAACACCUUCGUUCACAAUCGCAUUCGCAUCCAAGUGGUGCUCGAGAGAUUCGUCUGCCCGCUUCCGAACGAAGAGAACCGACUGCUCAGUUGGAGCUACUGCAAGGUGUGCGAAAAUGCUACACCCGUCGCACUCGUCACGGCAGAGACGUGGAGUUUCAGCUUUGCCAAAUACCUCGAGCUGUACUUCUACCGCCACGACCACUGCAAGACUCAACUUUGCGAACACGACUUUUACCGGGACCAGGUGCGCUACUUUGCUUACCAGAACAUGGCGGUGCGUUUCCAUUCCGAAGAAAUCGACAACCUGUUCGAAGUUACCAUGCCGCAUUUCAAGCUGUUCAUCGAUCCAUCGGUGCAGUGCAACAUCAAGAAUGAGGAGACGGCUGCCUUUGUGCGCAAGAGUCAGGCGUAUUGGGAUAGCGUCAUGGCGCGUAUUCGCGCGCUCGGUAACGACGCCUGCUCGGACGCGGCUGGAAUCAAUCGCGAAAAGAACCGAGCCAUCAUCUCAGAGAUGAUCCGUCGCUGUGAGCUCGAUCGUCGAGACGUGGAGGCGCUUGUGGCUGAACUAUACGAGUUUAGUCCAGCUACCGAUGUGCUCUGCCUAAACCAAGCGCGAAGGAUGCUUCAAGAAAAGGUAGUGAAGUGGGAUGUCGAUUUUAUCGAUUUUGAGAAGAACUGCAUCCCAUCCGAAAAGGACAUUCGACGCAUCACCACAACCCAUCUCAAGCGACUCUUCUCGGAAAAGGAUCCAUCCGAAGCAGCGCGUUCCGACACGAUUUCGAGCGUUCUCCCACCUGCUGCUGAGAUUGACGAGAGCUCGACAGAUGCCGCCGACGGAAAAUUCAAAGAACGUGAAUCAGGGCCUUCAACUCCCGCUGGUGACAUGGGCAGGAGCAAUACAAGUUCGCAAGCCAUGGAUAUCCUCUCGUUGACCGGCGCCGAUCUCUCCGUCGUACCGAUGCUAUCCGAUCUUGUGACGCAUACGGUGGAGACGCCGACGAGUGAAGUGCCACCGAGCAUCGCUUCCACGACCGAGCUCGUCGCUGCCAACGAGGUGGGCAGGGACAACGCAGCCCUGGCGUCAGAGCCCGUGCCACGAUCCAAGACCACACCCAUGCAGCUCAACAAGAUUGGCCGGGUCGAUACCACUAGAUACCGCGAUGGCAACUUUGAUGACGAAACGGAUGCAGCAGACCUCUCCCCCGUUGAGGUGCGGCCCAUGAUCAGUCGACGUGCGUUGUCCAAUCCGGUAACCGCCCCGACUUCGCCCACGUACAACAAAUCUCGAAGUGCGUUCGAGUCGGCCGGGUUCUUACGGGCGGACGAAAGCUCGUGUACGGAGAGUGAGCUAGCUGGAUCGAUGUCGGGUAUGGCUCGACGGCUUGACAAUCCAAGACGGUAUACCACGGGCGCGCCUCCUGCCGGUGCCGGUGCUGGUGCAGGAGCCGCAACAUCUAGCGCUGCUGAUCUGGUUUGCGUUCGCAGCGGAGGCAACGGCUCGAUCCGACGUCCAAAUCUGCGUCGCGGCAAGACUGAAGAGGUGGUAACUACGCACGCCAAGGAGCUGUCAAGGAGCCGAAAGAGUUCAGCUACGUUCGAACAAGGUGCAGACUCGAAUGCCAAUUCGCCUGUAACGACUCCAGGAGUAGGCGGCCGCUCUAGUCGUCUGCCACGAGCUAAGCGCAAUGACAGCUCCACUUCGACGGCAACUGUCGGACGCCGAAGUGGCUCCGCAACACCGAACAGGGGUGCACUACCUCCACCACCUUCCAGCUACCGACCGCCAAAGGGCGAAGGACUGAAAGCUGGACCGCGUCCCAUCAUCGGGAGGUCCAGUGCGUCUGCAGCAGCAGCAGCUGCCGCUGCAUUGGCUGCGGCGACGUCGGCCACAUUAGGCGCACCAGGCAACCGAAGCCAGAGCGGCACGUAUCAGUCGGACGUGCCCAGCAGCAGUCGAAACGCCGGGUCCGCGAUUGGUAGUCGCGUGCCUGUUGCGCGAAGGAGCGAACAUGGGCCCGGGACACGUAGCCGUGUGUCGACGAUUGCAAAGCACUUUGAUCGCAUCAGCAAAGAGGCAGAGCGCGAGCGCGAGCGACAACAUCGUCUCCUGCUAGCACAGCGUGCAAAGCGAGCUCGGCCGGUUGCCAUGACGCGUGCCAGGGUUGAGGUUUUCAGCAGCGUGCGAGAGGCGGUGCGAGACGAUGAGAGCGAGGCAGAUUCUGCUGCAGAGAGUAGCAACGAUGAUGGCGCCUCGGUUGCCGAUGACGAAAGCGAGGAUGAUGACGACGACGACUCUGACGAAGAUGUGCCUGGAGAGCCGACGAGCUUCGAAGCCAAGCAUGGUCUUUCAACGCCAUCGGGACAUCAGUCUCAGAGUCAAAGAAAUGGCAAGCAGCGGAAAUCGAGUCGCCCCGAGGCUGCAGGUAAGCAGCCCGACCUGCGCACCCUGGAACAGGAACGCGCCGAUGCAGUCAAGAGGGCCGCUGCGAUGAAACGGGAAGCCCGCACCAACCCUGACGAAGAGCGGCAACAAUCAGUGACCAUCAAAGAUGGAGCCGCAGUGGCACCAUCAAAGGAGGCGGCAAGUGCGAAUGCCGAUCAUUCUGCCUCGGCAAACACUACGGCAACGGCAAUCGCAGCAACACCUUCGUCGCAAGUGGAUGACGCUUGCACCAUCGCGAGCCAAGACACAGGUCGGGUAGCAAACUUGUCGCCACCCGCGUUAGCAAGCGAACUUGAAUCGGAUGCACAGUCGAUUGCUGCGUCGUCUCUAGCGAUGACCAACAACAGCACACAAAUGACUCUGCCUUCGUACCUGCGCAGUGGCUUUACGUCUGAUUCCGACUCGAUGCCAAGCCUCGAGAAGAGCUUCUUGAAGACCUUGUCGGGCUUCUGGGCUUUCCGCACAGGCGAGAUGGUGCCAUUGGAGUAUCCGAUGCUCAACUCGGAGCACGUUUUCGCCGACUCAGACAUCAUCUUUCGUGAGGACGAGCCGACGUCGAUCGUCGCAUUCACGCUCAGCUCGAUGCAAUACAAGGAGCGACUCAAGGGAAUGCGCAACGAAGCGCCACGCAUCCGGGAAAAGGAGGAGGCUUUCAUGCCUGGCAAUGCGAGCAACGCUGGUCCUGUCGAUAGCUGGAGCGUCCUCGAGCUCGAGACGAACGAGCUCGAGAGCACGCUCAAAAAGGAGGGACGCCAUUUCCGCUGUGAAUUUGAGUCCGGCUCGACACGGCUCUGGUGCAAGAUCCUGUUUGCGGAGCAAUUUGAUGCGCUUCGACGGACAUGCGGAUGUGAUGUGUCGGUUGUUGAAUCACUUUCGCGGUGUUUCAAGUGGGACUCUUCGGGUGGCAAGUCAGGCUCGGCGUUUCUCAAGACACGCGACAAUCGACUGGUGGUCAAGCAGCUAUCGCGCUUCGAGAUGGACGCCUUCUCGAAAUUUGCACCGCAGUACUUUGCGUAUAUGUCGCAGUGCAUAUCGCGUGGACGCCGGACGGCGUUGGCCAAGAUAUUUGGCUGCUUCCGCAUCGGCUUCCGCAAUCCGCAGACGGGCAAGAGCCUCAAACUAGACUGUUUUGUGAUGGAGAAUCUGUUCUAUGGGCUCGAAGGGAUACGGUCGUACGAUCUCAAGGGCAGCACGCGCAAUCGAUACGUACAAGAGACGGGUAAGGACAACGAGGUACUGCUCGACGAGAACCUGAUUGAAACCAGCCAUCUGAAUCCGAUUUUCAUCCGCGAGCACUCCAAGAAGCUGCUGCGCGCGAGUCUGUACAACGACUCACUGUUCUUGGCGGAUAUGAACGUGAUGGAUUACUCGCUGAUGGUGGGCGUCGACCGACAGAGCAAACAACUGGUGGUGGGAAUCAUUGAUUUUGUGAGGACAUAUACGUGGGACAAGAGGGUGGAAAGCUUUGUUAAGGAGACCGCACUGUUGGGCGGCGCAGGCAAGGGCGAGCCAACCAUCAUUACGCCUCCAGACUACAGGACGAGGUUCUUGACGUUUAUAGAUAAGGCGCUGCUGCUGAUGCCUGAUCACUGGGUGGAGGACUGGGCGCUCUGA
Messenger RNA from Mycosarcoma maydis (corn smut), 8586 nucleotides. RefSeq names its product putative phosphatidylinositol 3-phosphate 5-kinase. Bases 1 to 8586 code for a protein of 2861 amino acids. NCBI's taxonomy places the organism in Eukaryota, Fungi, Basidiomycota, Ustilaginomycetes, Ustilaginales. Gene Ontology annotation, molecular function: metal ion binding; 1-phosphatidylinositol-3-phosphate 5-kinase activity; ATP binding. The record is from RefSeq and is a predicted model, not a curated record. The transcript has a single exon. Gene Ontology annotation, cellular component: endosome membrane; fungal-type vacuole membrane. Gene Ontology annotation, biological process: phosphatidylinositol phosphate biosynthetic process.